Aureobasidium melanogenum CBS 110374 is the source of this 564-nucleotide messenger RNA. RefSeq lists its product as uncharacterized. The annotation marks the transcript as partial. Lineage: Eukaryota; Fungi; Ascomycota; Dothideomycetes; Dothideales; Saccotheciaceae. The record is from RefSeq and is a predicted model, not a curated record. Gene Ontology annotation, cellular component: mitochondrial intermembrane space; mitochondrion. The transcript is spliced from 2 exons.
ACACCGACCGCCCCCAGACUCACUCCCGCCUUCUGCUUCAACAGGACUGCUCUGCAAGACUUCCUCCGCAUAUCACGCAGCGCCGUCGACGACACAAUCUCUCAAAACCUAAACGCACUACUAUCGCCGAGUCAAGACGUUUGGGACCCCCAUAGCACAUCACAAAGGUUACCUCGUCCAACAGGCAGACGUGCCAUCCCCGCACCUGCGUGCACGUCCUUCAAACAAAAUGUCUUGUUUCCUUCAUGGCAGGCCCGUAGCGAUGUCCUCGCAUACUGUGGUGGCGUUGCGACGUCGCCGGACCCCGAUGAUCCGGAUCAUAUCCUGAGAGAAGUCGAAGAUGCAAAGGCCAGAGAAAGAGUCGUGAAUGAGAGAUUAGAUCCGUAUAGUGGACGUUACUUUCCGAGGGAAGUGAGGACCGAAGCUUUGGCGGCGCUUGUACGGAGUGAACUGAUGGUUGACAGUAUCGUGCGUUCUCGGACAUGGGGCAUGGUCAGGGAAAGAUGCUGUGAUGACGAGUAUGACGGCGAGAAGGCACUAGACAAGUGGCGGCAAGAGAAGAGC